This is a messenger RNA of Capsicum annuum, 2231 nucleotides long. RefSeq names its product protein PHOSPHATE STARVATION RESPONSE 1. NCBI's taxonomy places the organism in Eukaryota, Viridiplantae, Streptophyta, Magnoliopsida, Solanales, Solanaceae. The coding region runs from base 462 to 1844 and encodes 460 amino acids. The transcript is spliced from 8 exons. The record is from RefSeq and is a predicted model, not a curated record. Gene Ontology annotation, molecular function: DNA-binding transcription factor activity; DNA binding.
ACAGACCAAUAGCAUUACGUUUUUGUCAAAUGGGACCCACCCAUGAUAGUCACAAACUUCUCCUCAUAUUCCCCGUAUCUUCUCACGCGCGCGUGUAACCCAACCUCCACGACAACAAUCUCUGCAACUAGCUUAGGCACUGUUUGUUGUACAAGAAUUACAAAAUUCCGAGCCAACCAAAAAUCAACGUUCACCCUUCAAACUUCUUUCGAUUUAUCCGAUGAUGUAAUGAAAUCCACCAAAAUACCCUCCACUCAAUUUCAAUUGAACUUUUUUUUUUUGUUCUAUGAUUGCCGUGUGACUGUUCGUUUUUUUUUGGGGUGCAAAUGGAGCUGUUUGAUUCUCAAUUGAAGCUUUUUUUGCGUUUUUAGGAAUCAAUCUUGCCCACAGGAUACUAAGAAAUUGAAAGAUACUAAUUGAGGAGAAUAUAGUAGUGUGUUGUACUCCUUCACAAAGUUCAAAUGGAAGCACGUCCUGCUGUGUCUGUUCAAAAUGUGGUUGCAAGUCAACUUAGUAAUUGUGGUGCAUCAGGGACGCUUUCUUCUUCCCUGUGUAUGUUUCCAACAGCCCUAGGAGAGAAGUACCCUAAGUUUCCAGACUUGCAGCAGGCUUCAAUGGAGAAGGAACUCAAGCAACAUCCUGGAACUGUUGCCUCUUCGUUGCCUUCCAACAGUGGGGCUGUUGGUCAUAUGUUCUCAUCAUCAUCAGGAUUUUCUGCAGAUCUCCAUUUCUCAUCUGUUUCAACCCAGGAAAAACAUUCAGGACCCACAUCUUUCAUUUCUCAGUCAACAUAUAGUGAGACAUCGAUCACAUUUCCUCAUUCGGGAGUUCUUCAAUCCACAGCAUCAAGCCAAUAUUUGAAUGAAAACCAUGAACCCUGGUGUAUAGAUCCAUUACCUAAUUUCCUUGAUUAUUCAGUGGAUACCCCUGUCCAGAAUAGUCAGGUAGCUUGUAGCGAUAAACAAAGUGAUUGGCAGGAAUGGGCAGACCUUGUAAUUAAUGAUGAAGAUGCUCUAACUUCUAAUUGGAACGACAUCAUGGCUGAUACAAGCAUUGCCGACUUGGAGCUGAAGUAUCAGGAGGAAAAACAACCUUUAAAUUUCCAAAUGCAGCAAGUCCAAGAAUCAGAGCAAAUCCCGGCUGUGCCUGUAGAAAAUUUAGCUAUUGCUCCUGCAUCCUCCCCUGCAAGUAGUGCUGCAACAAAGCAACGCAUGCGUUGGACACCAGAACUUCAUGAAGCCUUUGUCGAAGCAGUCAACAAGCUUGGUGGAAGUGAAAGAGCUACUCCCAAAGGAGUGCUAAAAUUGAUGAAAGUUGAAGGUUUGACCAUCUAUCAUGUAAAAAGCCAUUUGCAGAAAUAUCGAACAGCUAGAUAUAAACCAGAAGCAUCAAAGGGGUCUUCAGAGAAGAAACAAUCUUCACUAGAUGAUUUGUCAUCUCUGGACUUAAAAACGGGAAUUGAGAUCACUGAGGCAUUGCGGUUGCAGAUGGAAGUUCAGAAGCGUCUCCAUGAACAGCUCGAGAUUCAAAGAAAUUUGCAGCUGCGUAUAGAAGAACAGGGGCGAUACCUCCAGAUGAUGUUUGAGAAGCAGUGCAAGUCAAUGCCUGGUGUGGACUUGGCUAAAGGCUCAUCAUCCACGGCAGAUGAUGCCUUUGCACAGUUGUCAGAUGCAGUUCAAAAUUCCCCUGGCACAAACGAUCCUGGAGUGUCAAAAUUUGUUACUGCUAAAGAGGUUGAUGAGAAACAGAAACUGCGGGAAAGGGAAGUUCUUGAAGAUCCUGAGACAAAUAUAACCAGCCCAUCUGAUUCACCACCUUUAAAGCGCUCUAAAUUGGAUGAAUAAGGAUUUGUAGGUUCAAAAAACUAUUGGUAGAAUAGUUAUAUUUUGAUGCUUGGAACAUCAAAUCCUUGAUUAGAACAGAGUUGGCUCGUGAGAGCUAAAAAUACCAUGGUAUUCUUUUCAUAGACAAUAUCUAGAGGGGCCACGACAUGUCCUCUCUUUUGAAAUAGAUCAUAAAGAAAUAUUGAACCUGUAUGUUGUAUUCUGGAAAUUGUAGGUUGUCAAAUGUGAAAUGUAAACUGUAUCUCUCUUUCACGACAUGUCAAAUGUGAAAUUGUAGGUUGUCUGAACAUGAAUUGUUCAGUUAUAGUCUUAUGUAUCAGGAAGGAAAAUAGUUCUUGUUGCUUGGAUUCUAAUGAGUCACAUUAUGUAAAUAUAAUCUUUGCUAAA